Messenger RNA from Scatophagus argus, 4635 nucleotides. It is a transcript of the gene foxn2a, whose product is annotated as forkhead box N2a. Gene Ontology annotation, cellular component: nucleus. Gene Ontology annotation, molecular function: cis-regulatory region sequence-specific DNA binding; DNA-binding transcription factor activity. The record is from RefSeq and is a predicted model, not a curated record. The coding region runs from base 184 to 1422 and encodes 412 amino acids. The transcript has 6 exons. Gene Ontology annotation, biological process: regulation of DNA-templated transcription. NCBI's taxonomy places the organism in Eukaryota, Metazoa, Chordata, Actinopteri, Scatophagidae.
ACGACGGCAAUGGGUUUGGUAGCGUGCGCUGUGUGAUCUGCUGCGCGCUGCGUGUAUGGAGGAAGCAGCUGCUGAUCUGAUCUCUGACAUUGUGGGAGACAGACAUCUGAAUAAACUGCGCACAGACGUGUCUUUAAACACACCGCACCAAGGCACGCCGUGCAUGAUUACCUGUUUGAUUUAAUGGGUCCAAUCAUUGGGAUGUCACCAGAUAAGAAAACGGAAAUUCCGGGUAUGCAAGAGGAACGGACAGGGCUCAGAGGUGUUUGCGGUGUGGGAACGCUGCCUGAGGCAGAGUGUGCGUCCAGUCCGCUGGCGACUAGUGUGGAUCGUACUGGAGGCACUGAGGAUGAGGAGCUCACCAACCUCAACUGGCUUCACGAGAACUUGCUUCAGAACUUCACUCUGGGGGGUCCGGAAGCUCAGCCCAGUGGCAGUCCCCUCUUUGACAUAGAGGGAGACUACAGGUCCAACCAGGGCCCGUCAUCAUCGUCAUCCUCGUCAUCUUCGUCACACGGCAGAGGCAGGGAGCGGGACUCAUUGAAGUCAAAGCCCCCUUUCUCUUUUUCUCUCCUCAUCUACAUGGCCAUCGAGCAGUCUCCCAGCAAAUCUUUGCCUGUUAAAGAAAUCUACGGCUGGAUCCUCGAGCACUUCCCUUAUUUCUCCAACGCUCCCACUGGCUGGAAGAAUUCUGUUCGUCACAACUUGUCCCUGAACAAAUGCUUCCGCAAGGUCGAAAGAAGUUUGGGAAAGGCCAGUGGAAAAGGUUCUCUCUGGUGUGUUGACCCUGAGUACCGCCCCAACCUGAUCCAAGCCCUUAAGAAGCAGCACUUCCCUGCCGCACAUGCCUUCUGCACACCACCCGCCUCCCCACCCAGUGCCUCCUCACCCCCUCGCCAUCUCUUUCUACAAGGCUGCUCAUUCAAAGAGUCUGACAUUGAUGCUGCCACUGCCAUGAUGCUCUUAAACUCUGCCCCCGGGCAACACGUUGACCCAUGCAAUUCUGACAGCCCGCUGGACCUCUCUCGACCUGACUCUGUUCUAGUGAGCAGUGAUCCAAAGCAGGACCACAACUAUAGCAGCGUAGCUCUGCAGCGCUGCUCCUCCCGUUCCUCCUCCUCGUCUCUUUCCUCUCUGGAUGAAGGAGGCUGCGAUGGAAGGCAGUCCCACCGCGACGGCAGCGAGGGCUUCCACAGCGACGAGGACUCGGACCUCUGGGAUGAGAGGGGCGUCCACCAGACUUCUCGACGUCCGCCCGCUAUCAAAUGGCCCGUUGGUAAGAGGCCACGACGCGAGGUCAAGCCAGAGCUGGAUGAGGAGCUGAAGGAAGCCGCGGGCUCCUUGCUGCACCUUGCCGGUAUACGCAGCUGCACAGAAGGUUCCAAACGCACUGUCAAAAGCACAAAACAUAGCAGGAAAUGAAGAUUUUUUUUUCUUUAUGCUCCCAUCAGACUCCGGACCCUGUGAACCCUAACCUCUGACCCCUGAUCGUGUGUCCCAGUGUGCCUCCUUCUCCUUAUCUGAUCGUUCAUUGGCCAUUUCGAGCCUUUAUUUGUUUGGGAUUAUCCCCUGUUCAACAAGAAAAAAACAACAAAAAAAACAAAACAAAUGGCAAUAGUAUCGUUCACACAGGAGAACAAAGCCAUAUAGAGACUUUUGUAACUUCGGGGGUAACUGUUGGAGGUGGGUGCUUGGGCUAAGGAGAACCAUCAAACCUAUCCAAAAUGACCUGCCUGCUUCUGUUGGAUUAGAAGAUUGUGAUUCAAGAAUUUUCCUCUGAAAGACAAAAUGGGAAAAAGCUGAAGGUUUUAUAACUCACAGCAUUGCAUGCUUCCUCCUCAAACCUGUAUCCUCUUCCAAGUGAACCUAUUUAUGAAGCGAAUGAGUGCAUGUUUGUAACAGACAAAAUCUAACCUCCUGGUGUUAUCAGUUUCUCCUUUUUGUGCUAAAGAGAAAAAAAUGUCCCUGUUUUGAAAGGAAUUCUUGCUCUACAACUCCUCUUGUAAGAGAGAUGCAAUAAUUAAUCCACAACCUUAACUUUUUGACAUUUUUUCCUGGUGGCAUUUUUCAGUCGAGUCGAGUAUGCUAGUUAAGCUUUACAAUUAAGAGAAUGAAUGGAGUAGUACCAUGAUCUUGUUAUGCUAUAAACUUUAUUACACAUGAGCUUUGGCUCUGUUUCAGGAUUAGCAAGAUAUGGAAAUAGUAUUACUCUGUCACUGCCAAAUUUAGUUGCAAAGUUAGCUAUACUACUUCUCUCAGUUUUGUGCAGCCAUUACUGUGCUAUACAAGUGAAAGCUGUUUUCUUUCUUUUUUUUUUUUGCAAAUCCGCUGCUCAUCCUGUCGAACCCUUUCAUUCAUCGGUGUGUUUUUGACAUUUACUGUCCACAGAUCAUGUUCAUGUGAUUGGUGACAGCCUAUGCACAGUGAACAUCUGCUAUUUAUUGCCAGAUGUUCACUACAUGGUCAUAGGUUAUCCUCAGUGGAUUUUAUUUUAUUUGUGUGUGUUUGUGUAUUGUAGUGCAUGUCGACUUAAGCCUGAGAUGACGGUCGUGACAGAAGAGUUUGAAAUGACUUGUCACUUUUCUCCUCCUGGCAAAGUAGUCAUACCCCUCCACUGAAUGUGAUUGGUGACUCUUCUCCUUGCUACAGCUGUAUUGUAGGGCUGCUUGGUUCUCUGCUUUCUUCUGGUCCCUUUUGAAUGCAGAGCUGGUUUAUAGUAAGAAACAGACACGGUGGAACUUUACCAUCACUUCUUGCACCAUUAUUUGGGUUUGCAGUUUGAUAAUAUCUUCACGUGUUCUCCAUGUGUUUUGAACCCUGUCCUUUUGAAAAAUUCUGAAAAUUAUAGAGCUAAUUCUCUGUUGGCUCUUUUGGUUCAAACAAGCAAAAGAUGGAGAGCACAGAACCUAUUCGAGUGUUAAGAACUAGUGUUGAGUCCUUGCUCUUCCUCCGAGAACAAAAUAAGGAAGUGCACGCUCUCUUCUCACACUGUGAAAUGGAGUGUUUAUUGUCAGUUGAUUGCGUGCAGUUUGCUGACGGGAAGUUGUGAAGCACUUGUGUAAAAGGCCACAGUUCUUGUUUGAGCUUUUAAAAAGGCUACAUGUAGCCGCAGCAUACAAUACAAAGUAGCGUGGAAGCGCAAAAGGGUGACAAAAUUGUACUUUUUAUUUUGCACAGUACUGGGUCAGUUUGUGUCACAGCCACUGUUAGUAUAGCAUGCAUGGACAGUGCCAAAAUUUUCUGGUGCCACUGAAGUACAACUGCAAAGGGCCAUGGUCAUCCCCCUGCUGCCACAGAGUAAUUGUGAUUUAGAGCCACAAUACCCUACCUUUCCAAAUCAUCCCGACAGGAAAUGGGAGAGGACUCAGUACAGUGACUUAAUCAGUCUUUCGGUUUAUUUUUGUUGCUUUAGAGUGGGAACUGUUCUGAGCAGAGUAAGCUGAAGUAAUACUUGCAUACACUGGUCUUGUUUAGCUGUGAAAAAAGAACAAAUUAUUGUUCAUUAAUCAUCACCUUAUUUAUAACAUUAAUUUAUGGGAUUAUUGAAUGCUAUCAGACACUGGUCAUUUGAAAUGAAUGACUGGGCACAUUUAUUUUUCUCCCUCUGUGAACUACUCUUGAUUAAAUAUUUUGUUUUUCUCCUUGUUUUAUUUUACAGCAAUACACCGUUUUUCUUUCACUAUGUUAUAGUGAUUAAGUAUUUUGCCAAUGUCUGUUGUCUUUAGAACGGGUGUUUUUUUGUUUUUGUUUUUUUACAAUUUAACUAUGACUGCCAGGUUUUCUUCAUGUUUUGUUUUGCUUUGUGUUAGACUGGCUAGAAGACAGUUAAUUAACAUUGAUCCUGAGAGCUUUUGUUGCCAAAAUUGAUGUACAGCUGGGGUGUAAACUGUAAGAUGGACACAAUCCCCAUGUACUGUAGAAGAUCUUUGAAAAUGAUUGAAUCUUUUUACAUUUGUCUCAUGUUUAUGUUUAGAUAUUUUGACUAUGUAGUCACAAAUUGAAGAUUAGCUCUCAAUUUCAUCGCAGAUUAGAAUCUUUUUUAAAAAAUACUGCCACUCAUAACUCAAUGCUUCCAGGUAUUGUUAAGGGAAGUUGAAGGGUUUUGAAUAUCUCUGAAAAAAACAGAUCAGACUAACUCAGUCCCCCAGGCUGCUGCUGUGUAGUUUCAGACCUGUGUACAUUUAAAUGUAGACAAAUUAAGGAGAGACUUGUUGAGGAUAACCUCACUCAUUAUUUCUGUAGCACUUGCAAAAAACAUUAUGUUGGUCUCAAAGUGCCACUGAGUCAAUGAGUUGAUCUGUGGAUGAACUACCUAGACAUUUUGGGGUCUGACUUAACCUAACUCAAAACCCAGUUGCUUCAUUGUUUAACAGCUGGUAUUGAAUAUUGAUUAUGCGAUUUUCAAAAUUCUGUUGCAGUUCCUGUGGGGAUGAUGAACAUUGUGUUGCAUUUGACAAAGCUGCCAACCCAGUAUAAGUUUGUGUCAGUUGUCUGCCAUGUCUAUUGGACCGACACCUUUUGGUUUUUGUAUGCUAACCUCUGUUGAUAAAAUGUUUAUAAGAUUUAUUUUCGCCAAAGAUAUGCAAUUGCAUUAUAUAUGGUAUUACAAAAUAUUAAUAAAACCUGUUCUUGUUA